AUGGCCUCUGACAGGUCGUUCACGACACCCGCCUCUCACUUCCGCUCUUUGCACAAGUCUGGCGACCCUCUGAUCUUGAACAAUGUCUGGGAUAUACCCUCUCUGAAUGCUGUUCUGUCUCUGAAUAGAACAGAAACAGACACGAUCCCACGUCCUGUACGUGCGAUAGCUACAGCGUCUUAUGCCAUCGCAGAAUGUCAAGGGUUCCGCGAUGAAGAGUUGUCGUACGAGCAGAACCUUGCUGCUAUUGCCCGACUUGCGCCAGUAGUGAGAGCUGCAGGUUUGCCACUGUCCGUAGAUUUGCAGGACGGGUAUGGCAGCCGACUGGAGGAGGCAAUCAAAGAGGUUAUCAAACUCGGUGUUGUGGGAGUUAAUAUCGAAGACGUGAAAGGCGACACUCAGAAACUGUACAGUCUCGAAGAAAAUGUCAGCCGCCUCAAGAGAGCCAUAGCAACCGCCGAACAAGCAGGCUGCCCGGAUUUUGUCGUUAACGCGCGGUGCGACGUCUUCCUUGCGUGGCCUAACGACGAUAGCGCAAGGCUUAUCCAGGAGACUAUUACAAGAGGCAAGGCGUAUCUAGCUGCAGGAGCUACAACCGUAUUUGUUUGGGGUGGUUCAAAAAGGGGACUUCGAACCGUCGAGGUGGAAGAGUUGUCAAAGGCUUUCGAGGGGAGGCUCGCUGUCAAGCUAGGCUGGGCGGACGACGCAUUGACUAUUGGGGAGCUGAGCAAGAUCGGUGUAGCAAGAAUUAGUGUUGGGCCAAGCCUGUAUCUCUUGAGCACGGUGGCUAUAAGGGAAGCUGCCAAGACGAUGUUCACCAAGGGAAAGCUCAGGCCUGAUGAUGGGAUGAAGUUUGAAGAUAUGAUGGCCGCUUUGGGGUCCAUGAGGGGUUGA
Messenger RNA from Neoarthrinium moseri, 894 nucleotides. RefSeq lists its product as uncharacterized. Bases 1 to 894 code for a protein of 297 amino acids. Gene Ontology annotation, molecular function: catalytic activity. The transcript has a single exon. The record is from RefSeq and is a predicted model, not a curated record. Lineage: Eukaryota; Fungi; Ascomycota; Sordariomycetes; Amphisphaeriales; Apiosporaceae.